ACUCGCCUCACUCUGCAUGCACACCUACUUACCUUGAAUCCGGAUUGAUAGAUUGGACCCCACGGUGCGUGGGAUCAACCGACAAUCGCCCAUCUCCGAGCAUACUAUAGUAAUAUAUAUGGAACAAUAUCUUCGAUACUUUCAGAAGCACUGACUUUGCGAUUUACGUGCAGAACCUACACGUUGGGUGAACAACGAGAAUCAUGAAAGUGAUGUCAGGGCCGAGUUGAGUACAUACCCCACAAUUGGGGUACCUCGGCAUACCCGAAUCUAGCAACCAUCAUCAUGAAUAUACAGCUUCGUCGCCAGGAACGACUCGCUUGCUCACCGCCAUCAACACCCAAGGUUCUCCUUACUAUCGAAGCUAUACCUUGAUCUCUCAAACACCCUCGUCGCAAUAUAUUUUCUUUUACCCUUUGUCGCACAUCUAUCACGUCAUGCCCGUCCAACCAAUUGACCCUGUGUCGGACCCUCGUGUCAAACACAAAACAGCGAAGCUCAAUGGACAGACAUAUCAUUAUCUGUAUGCGGUACCCCAGUCUGGCGAGUAUACGCAUACCGUGUUUUUGAUUCAUGGCUGGCCCGAUCUAUCGAUGGGAUGGAGGUAUCAGAUUCCUCUCUUAGUUGAUAUGGGGAUGCGGGUUGUUGCGCCUGAUAUGAUGGGAUACGGUGGGACGGAUGCUCCCAAAGUUCCGCCAAACUCCAUCAAAAUGUAUGGGCUCAAGAGAGCAUCAGAUGACAUUGCUGCGCUGGCUAAAGAAGUCAAUGCGCCGCAGAUCAUUCUAGGUGGUCAUGACUGGGGAGGCUUCGUCGUAUGGCGAGCUGCUCAAUGGUAUCCCAACCUCGUUACACACGUCUUUUCGGUUUGUACACCAUACACCGCUCCUUCCGACAAGUACUUCUCCACCGAAGAUCUCGUCAACGGCCCGUUACCUCAAUUCGCCUACCAACUCCAUCUCGCUUCUGGCGAAGUAGAAAAGAGCGUCAAAGAUGAGCAGUCGAUCAGGCAAUUUCUGAACGGCAUGUAUGGGGCCAAGGGACCAAACGGAGAGAUCACAUUCGUUCCCGAGAAGGGGAUACUAGUCGAGAAUUUGCCAAAGAUUGGUGAGAGCAAGAUUCUGAAUGGAAAGUACCUAGACUACUACGUCAAGCAGUAUCUCAACCACGGGAUCCACCCCACAUUGAACUGGUACCGCCAACGUCGCACAAACUGGGAAGAAGACCAAGCGCUACUCGACAAGAAGCGAAUCGACCAGCCCGUUCUCUUCAUUCAAGCCACGCACGAUGGCGUGCUAAAACCCGAGAUGGCAAAGAACAUGGACAAUUUCAUUCCUAAGCUGACGAGAGGGGAGGUGGAGGCUGCGCAUUGGGCGUUGAUUCAGAAGCCAGAGGAAACCAAUGCUAUUAUCCGCCAAUGGCUUGAGGCAGAGGGGCUGGUGGGGAAGAAGAGGCGGGAGAGUAGUCUGUAGGAACGGGCUUAGAGAGACGGAAUGUUGAGGGUCUGGGGAUAAUAAUUGACCCGUCUGUUGAGCAAGUUUGUCUAGCUUGGAGUACUCAAAAUCUCACCAUGGUGCCCAGCGGUGUGUGCAUACUUGAUUACUUUCUCAUGCCCGUCGACCGAGAACGGCAUAUCAUAGUUUACCGGGUAGGAACUGACAGGCGAUGGAGAUUGCGGCUC
Messenger RNA from Alternaria rosae, 1678 nucleotides. Its product is annotated as Alpha/Beta hydrolase protein. The transcript is spliced from 7 exons. Gene Ontology annotation, molecular function: hydrolase activity. The record is from RefSeq and is a predicted model, not a curated record. NCBI's taxonomy places the organism in Eukaryota, Fungi, Ascomycota, Dothideomycetes, Pleosporales, Pleosporaceae. The coding region runs from base 438 to 1469 and encodes 343 amino acids.